This is a messenger RNA of Cladocopium goreaui, 804 nucleotides long. The record is from the annotation of a GenBank genome assembly. NCBI's taxonomy places the organism in Eukaryota, Dinophyceae, Suessiales, Symbiodiniaceae.
AUGUUUGCCGUCGACUGCGGGUGGAACGUCAGUAGGGUUGGCACUGAGUUGAUGGAGCUCCCGCAGGAAUCGUACGAGCAUCUCAGGAGGAAUGUGAACUUUGUGUUGGACACCUUGCCUGAGUCGUGCCAGGAGCGCAUUGCCGAGAUCACGCAGCUUGUGUUUGGGCAGUCAAGACGCCACAUCCUUCCCACAGGAUCUGCCUUCACUGUUGAAAAGGUGCAAGCACGUCAGCCGGACACUGAUGAUUUCCCCGAUGUCAAGAACUUGGAUCCGAAAAUGUUCGCGACUCCACCAGCUGACGCACCUCCCAAGCUGCGCCGCCCCGGCCUUGGCGAAGGUCGCCGUCGAGAGAUGAACGACCUGCACUUGGAGCCGAAGCAAUUGGCCAACAUUUUCUGGGCCAUGUCCAAGUUGGGCUUCCGUGGCAGCUUGCUGUGGCAGCUGGGCGACGAUCUCUCCAGACCAGGUCGCCUGGAUCACUUUCAAGGGCGAGAUUUAGCAGCCCUGGUUCGAGCCUACGCAUCGCUGGAGGUGCUACACGAGGGUCUCUUCCGUUCAGUGGCCAGCGCUGCACAGAAGACGCUGACGAGCUUCAGUUCGCAAGACCUGCAGGACGCUUCCGUGUACAACGGGUUUCCAGAGCGGAAAAAUGGAACCCAUGGGAACCCACAAUCCUGUAAGAAAUGGUGGUUUAAACAGCAAACGUGUGGAAACGUUAGGGGAUUAUAUAUAUAUAAUUAUAUACAUGAAUAUAUUGUGCAGCAUGCGGAUGGUUCUCAGGGUUGCUUCAGCCCCUUAUAG